AUGUAUCGUGAUGAACAAAUGUUUACCUCAUAUUACGAGUCGUUAUGUCGGCAACAAUGCCCGGAACAGGAGGCGAGACAACAAGGGGGUGCGGAGCCAGAGACCGACGCACAAGGGUAUGGACAGCAGCCUGGUGAAAGCAGUGGAGGGUCCAAGAAAAUGCGAAGGUUCUCCCCUGUUGUUGAGAAAAGGAACUCGUCAGAUACAAACCCUCUAUACGAGCAAGAGAUAGUUGAUGAGCUACAAGAUCUACAAGAUCUAGAGGAUUUGGAAGGCUUGCGUAGAAAGGGUAUCGAGUACACCCCCUUCAAGCUGACAAAUGAGCUUCCAAAUUGGAAGCCUGAUGAUUUUUUCAAGGAUAGAGAUUUCUUCUAUAAGGUCAUUCGCCCGUACGCGAUAAUGAGCAGACGCCGUGUAGAUGUAUCCAAGAAUGAUGGCAAAAGACUUCGUGCUAUUUGUAAAGGAAAGUCAUGUGAAUGGUAUGUUUAUGCAAGGAAGAUCGAAACCCACAACAACACCGAUUUUGUGGUAGUGAAUAUGCACAGAGAUCAUGCUCACACAUGCUCUCAAGUGUUGGAUCAGAGAUGGUUGACGUCCAAGUGGCUAGCUGAGCGUUACAUGGAGAAAAUCAAAGCGAAUCCACACAUCCCAUUGGCGGCUAUACGGCAGUGUGUCGAUGAGGAGUUCGGGCUCAAAGUUGGCAGGAUGAAGGCGUAUCGCGCAAGAGACAUUGCAUUAGAAGGUAUUUUUUGCAAGGAGGGACUCCAAUAUCGGAGACUGUUCAACUACAAAGCUGAAUUGGAACGGAUACACGUUGACUCUAGUGUGCAUAUACACUACGAGAACUUCAGGGAUCCUGAAGCUGUGGGCCCGAGAUUCUUGCGGUUUUAUUGUUGCCUCGGGCCGUUGAAAAAAGGUUGGAUGCGUUUUUACCGUCUGAUUAUCUUCUUGGAUGACUGUUUCUUGCGAGGUACGUACAGAGGCCAACUUAUGACGGCCAUGGGAAUUGAUCCAAACAACGACUGGUGGCCUAUUGCGUGGGCGGUGACUGAGGCUGAGAGCUAUGAGCAGUGGAAAUGGUUCCUCGGCUAUCUGGCAUAG
Messenger RNA from Salvia splendens (bonfire salvia), 1101 nucleotides. RefSeq lists its product as uncharacterized. The transcript has a single exon. The coding region runs from base 1 to 1101 and encodes 366 amino acids. NCBI's taxonomy places the organism in Eukaryota, Viridiplantae, Streptophyta, Magnoliopsida, Lamiales, Lamiaceae. The record is from RefSeq and is a predicted model, not a curated record.